Alternaria incomplexa is the source of this 1830-nucleotide messenger RNA. RefSeq lists its product as uncharacterized. NCBI's taxonomy places the organism in Eukaryota, Fungi, Ascomycota, Dothideomycetes, Pleosporales, Pleosporaceae. The record is from RefSeq and is a predicted model, not a curated record. Bases 1 to 1830 code for a protein of 609 amino acids. The transcript is spliced from 5 exons.
AUGUCUGCCCCCGUCGACGCCCCCAAGCCCGUCGAGCACCCCGAGGUUGGAACUGUCGGCACCGUUGAGCCUGCGCCGGCACCCAUUGUCGCCAGCGAGCCUGUUGUCGCCGCGCCCGUAGAGGAGGCGCCCAAGACGGAGGAUGUCCCCAAGACCGAGGGCGAGGCCGCAGCGCCCGUAGAGGAGGCCAAGGAGGAGAAGGUCGUCGAGCCCAUUUACAGCGGUGCGCUCGGCUACAAGGCGCCUGGCCUGAAGAACGCCUUCCGCUUCGCCAAGAAGUACUUCUGGUUCGGCGAGGAGCCCGUUGCCGCCGACAACCUCAGGGAGUACCUCCGCGGCGAGAAGCCCGAGGUUGCCCACCCCGUUGUCGCCUGGUCCAGCCAGACCGGAAAGGGCCUCCUUUUCUUCGUCAAGCACGCCGACCAGAAGGAGCACCCCGCCGGUGUCCUCAACUUGGCCUAUGCCACCGACCUCGCCAAGGACGGCGCCGUCGCUUUCGCGUUCAAGAUCUCGGGCCACAAGCACACCUUCGAGGCCACCACCGCCGCCGAGCGUGACGGAUGGUUCGUCGCCGUCGAGAAGGCCAUCACCGAGGCCAAGGCGUCCAAGGACACCAUCGAGUCGAGCGAGGGCUACAAGGAGAACAAGGAGAAGAUUGGUAAGCCCACCGCGCUAGCGGGAGCUACAUCCUCCGCCCCCAAGAAGAGCAUGGACGCGACCCCCAAGCUCGCCGAGGGUGAGACCGCCGCUGCUGGCGAGCCCGUCGCUGCCCGCACUGGAUCUUCUUCCAGCUCCUCUUCCGACGAGGAGAAGCGCAAGAAGGCCGCUAAGAGCAAGUCCCGCUCUGUCUCCCGCGGCAAGCGUGCCAGUCUCUUCGGCGGCCUGCUCGGAAAGAAGGACAAGGAGCCCAAGGAGGAGACCGAUGCUGCUAAGACUGAGCCUGAGGUCAAGAAGGAGGAGCCCGCCGUUGUUCCUCACCUCGACGAGAUCCCCGCCACUGCUCCCGUCAACGCCAACGACGUUGUGAAGCCCGCUGAGGAGACCACCGCCGAGCCCGCCGUCCCUGUUGUCGCUGCUCCCGCUGAGGAGGUCAAGGUGGAUGAGACCGCUGCUCCCGCCACCGCUGAGAAGCCCAAGCCCCAGAAGCGUGGUUCCAUCUUCGGAUCCUUCGUUGAGAAGCUCAAGUCUCCCACCACCGAGAAGAAGGAGCACGAGGCUGGUCUUGCCUCCACCCCCGUUAAGGAGAACGAGACUGCCGCUGAGGCUAAGCCCCUUGAGGAGGCCACGGUUGGCGCACCUGUCGUUGCUGAGCCCGUCGUCGUUGCCACCGAGCCAGCUAAGACCGAGGAGGCCAAGGUCUCUACUCCUUCCAAGGAGAAGGAUCACUUCAAGUUCGGAAAGUUCUUCGGAUCCAAGGACCGCGCCAAGUCGCCUGCUCGUGAGCCCAAGGUCGACGCGGCUGCUCCUCAGAUCGCUGACACCAACGCGCCAGCCACCGCUGAGCCCGUCCAGGCCGUCGAGCCUGCUCCCAUUGCUGAGACCAAGGUUGAGCCCACCGCUGAGACCGAGGCUCCCAAGCAAGACAAGCGCAAGUCGUUCUUCGGCAACCUCGGCCGCUCGCUCUCCAAGGCGACCGGUAACAAGGCGCCCAAGGACAAGAAGGACGCUGCCAGCCCUGCUCCCGUCGCCGAGGAGGAGGCCGUUGCCGCCCCCGCCGUUGAGGAGAAGAAGGAAGAGACCACCGCCCCUGUCGUAGCCGACAUCCCCGCUGAGAGCAGUGUGGGCGAUGCUUCGAAAAGCGCCAACCCGACUGUCGCUACAACUGCGUAA